AUGUAUGCCCCCGGACUACCAGGUCGUUCGGCAAAGAAACAGAAGAAACGAAAAUCCUUCGCUUCUCCGGGGCUUUCCAACCUUUCAUAUCUACUUUCUAGAGGCAAUAGUAGCAAAACUCCUAGUGGACACCAUAAUGCUGACGAAAGCAAAAAGUCUGGACUGCAUAACGAGCAGGCAGCACCAUGGCUUCUUACUCCUGCUUCCCAAAUGGCUACGCGCGCCACUCGGGCUGAGGACUGGGAUAGCUUAGCCGUAAUACACGCGGGAAGGCGGCCGGUAACUACAUGGGACGUAGUGCGGGGCACACGAGGCAAACACUGGCUCGAUCCGGCCUGUUUUCGUGGUUUGGCUGGCAGCGCACUCCGACUCUACAGAAAAACUGUCGCUACGGUAAUUGUGAUCUUUGUGAUAAAAGCCCUCGAUUGGUAA
This is a messenger RNA of Protopolystoma xenopodis, 432 nucleotides long. The record is from the annotation of a GenBank genome assembly. NCBI's taxonomy places the organism in Eukaryota, Metazoa, Platyhelminthes, Monogenea, Polystomatidea, Polystomatidae.